Xiphias gladius (swordfish) is the source of this 2073-nucleotide messenger RNA. RefSeq names its product BMP binding endothelial regulator (gene bmper). Gene Ontology annotation, molecular function: protein binding. Bases 1 to 2073 code for a protein of 690 amino acids. The record is from RefSeq and is a predicted model, not a curated record. Lineage: Eukaryota; Metazoa; Chordata; Actinopteri; Istiophoriformes; Xiphiidae. The transcript is spliced from 16 exons.
AUGUUGCUCCGCUGCCUCAACCCUCCCUCCUGGUCCACCUGUAGGUUUUUCUUCUGCUUUUUGUUGGCGCUCCAAACGCCCCGGUCCUCCUCUCCGCUAAUUACAGGUACCGAGGCCAGCUGCGAUAACGAAGGGGAGGUCCUCCACAUUCCCAACAUCACCGACAACCCCUGCAUCACCUGCGUCUGUCUGGACGGGAAGGCAGACUGUAAACAGGAGAAAUGUCCGCUGGUCUCCGAAGACUGUGCUCUGGUGGUGAAACAGACUGGAGCCUGCUGUGAGAGGUGUAAAGGCUGCAUGUUGGAUGGACGAUCCUACAACAGCUCAGUAUCCUGGACCACCUCCACCAAACCCUGCAUAACGCGAAGAUGUCAGGAAGGUGUCAUCACUGAGGCAGAGGUGCAGUGUGUCGUCCACUGCAAGAACCCCAAAGUCCACCCGAAGAAGUGCUGUCCCACCUGCCCCAGUUGUAUCUUUGAGGGUCGUCUGUACAAAGAGAAGGAGGAGUUCAGUCCAGAGGGCAAACCCUGCAUCAAGUGCACCUGCACUGGAGGGCGGACUCUCUGCAUGAGAGAAGUGUGUCCUGUCCUUUCCUGUCCCUCCCACCUCACGCACACCCCGCCCGGACAGUGCUGUCCCAGAUGCCUCGGUCAGAGGAAGGUGUUUGAUCUGUCUUUAGGAAGCUGUCUGUUCCACAGUGAGGUCUAUGAGAACGGCACUCAAUUCACCCACGACAACUGCACCACCUGCACCUGCAAGGAUUCAACAGUGGUGUGCAAGAGGCGGUGCUCACGGCAGGGGAGUUGCCAGGGCGACCGGUUUUGUGAGGAGUGUUUGUCCUACGUGAAGGUGGAGGAGGUGAAGUACUGCAGAGUCCGGAACAAGAUCUACAGGGAAGGAGACAUGUGGUCUUCAGUUAACUGCACUCUCUGUGCCUGUGUUAAAGGAAUGACGGAGUGUCGGCCCAAACAGUGUGUACCAAUCACCAGCUGCCCCUCGAAUAAGAUCCUGAACAGAACCGGCUGCUGUCCAGUUUGCACUGAAAAGCCAGGUGUAUGUACGGUGUUUGGGGACCCUCACUACAACACCUUCGAUGGCAGGACCUUUAACUUUCAGGGAACUUGCCAGUACGUUCUGACUCGCGACUGUGGCGGCGUCCCCUCCGGAGGCCCGGGAAACAACGUCAACAUCAACAGCCCAGACUCCAGCUUCACGGUACUGGUGAAGAAUGACGCCCGGCGGACUCGCUCCUUCUCCUGGACCCAGUCCGUCGAGGUGAGGCUGGGAGGUCUGACCCUCAGCCUGCACCAGCACCUGACGGUCCGGAGGAAUGGCACCCGCAUCGCCCUGCCCUAUCACGGCCCCGGGGUGCACAUUGACCUGGACGGAUACCUGCUUAAACUCACCACCAUAGCAGGUCUGGAGAUCACGUGGGACGGUGACAGCUUCGUGGAGGUUGUAGCAGCUCCCCACCUGCGCGGACGCCUCUGCGGCCUCUGCGGCAACUACAACGGCCACAAGCGGGAUGACACGAUGGGGGGUGACGGCCAGUUCAAGUUCGACGUGGACGAGUUUGCCGAGUCGUGGCGAGUCGAGGGAAACGAGGUUUGCUCGCAGCAGCCUCCGCCUCGCCGGCCAACGUCCUUCCAGUGUCCUGGCAGCGUCAAGGUCAAGUUACGCGCUCACCGGGAGUGCCAGAAGAUCAAGUCGUGGGAGUUUCAGAAGUGCCACCGUGUAGUUGACUUCGCCCCGUUCUACAGGUCGUGUGUGACGGACAUGUGCGAAUGUCCGGUCCAUAAAAACUGCUACUGCGAGUCCUUCAUCGCCUACAGCCGAGCCUGCGAGAGGGAGGGAGUACCCGUCCUCUGGAGGCCCGACACAGCCUGCAUGGCCACCCAGUGUAAACACGGUGCCGUCUACGACACCUGCGGCCCGGGCUGCACCAAAACCUGCGACAACUGGAACGAGAUUGGACCGUGCUACAAGCCCUGCGUGGCCGGCUGCCACUGUCCCGCCAACCUGGUGCUGUUCCAGGGACGCUGCAUCAAACCCAUAUCCUGCCCUGGACGGUGA